Selaginella moellendorffii is the source of this 726-nucleotide messenger RNA. Its product is annotated as WUSCHEL-related homeobox 11. The record is from RefSeq and is a predicted model, not a curated record. Gene Ontology annotation, molecular function: DNA binding; DNA-binding transcription factor activity. Lineage: Eukaryota; Viridiplantae; Streptophyta; Lycopodiopsida; Selaginellales; Selaginellaceae. Gene Ontology annotation, biological process: regulation of developmental process. The transcript has 3 exons. Bases 1 to 726 code for a protein of 241 amino acids.
AUGAGGCGGUGCGAGCAGCAGGCGGCAUCAUCGCCGGCGUCGUCCGAGUCUGAUCAGAUCGAUCAGGAGCGGGAUAUCAACACAGAGCUCCUGGAGCUAAAGGCAUUGCAUAUGCAUCACAGAACGCCGCCAGCGCCGACAAGGCCUGCGCAGCAGCGGUGGCGGCCAAACAGUCAGCAGCUGGGCAUCCUGGAGGAAUUCUACGCGAAAGGGACGCCGCCAUCGCAAGAAAACGUCACGGAGAUAGCCGAGCUCAUCGGCCACCACGGCCCGGUGGACGAAUCCAAAGUGUACUAUUGGUUUCAGAACAAGAAGUCCCGCGAGAAACGCAAGCGGCGCCGCAUCGAGGAGGCCAACGCCGCCUCUGGCGCCUCCGCCUCUUCUUCUCCCGCCGCCGCCAGUGCCACCGCCGCUUUCCAGCAGGAUUUGUCCUCCUCCGCCCCUAGCGCUUCCGCUUCAGCUUCAUCCGGGUCGGAGCAAUUGCACCAUCCCGCCGCGCAGUCGUAUGCUGCUGCCCAGAUCGUGAUUGACGGGGGCGUGGUUUCUAUCAUCGACGACAAAUCGCCCUUCGAUCUCGUGGGCCACUUUGGCGACGGCGCGGCGCUCUUCGAUCCAGCGCUUGGGCGAAUCGUUCCCACCAACGAGCGCGGCGUGACGCUGGAGCCUCUCGAGUCGCGGGCUUACACUCUCGUAAGGAAGACGAAGGAGGGAUAUGCCUUACCGUGA